Theileria annulata is the source of this 1725-nucleotide messenger RNA. RefSeq lists its product as uncharacterized. The record is from RefSeq and is a predicted model, not a curated record. The coding region runs from base 1 to 1725 and encodes 574 amino acids. Lineage: Eukaryota; Apicomplexa; Aconoidasida; Piroplasmida; Theileriidae. The transcript has 2 exons.
AUGAUUCAGAUUUCUUCAUCUUUUAAUGUUAAAUAUAAAAGAUUUUUGAUUUCCCAUAGUAUAUUUAAAUGUGUUAGUUCAAACGGUCGUUUUUGCUUUAAUACACAAAAACAACGAAAUCCUUUAUUUCAUCCUCAAAGUGAUCCCAUAAAUUUUCACAAAUCAUUCGUUUAUCAUUUUAGGCCAUAUUCUACUCAAAACUCUACAUUUAACCAGACUUCAACUUAUAAUCCUAUACAUUCCCCUGCUUUUAAAUUUAGUAAUUGGGAUAAUCAUAAAGAUGAUUCCAUUGGUCCAGGAGAUUUAUACCUGGAAAACAUGUUUAACUUUAGCCCAAAUGAAUGGUUGUCUUUAAUUAAAAAUUCUGAAGAUAAUUCACACUUUCUAACACUUUUAACACAUUUCCAGAGAUAUAUCCGUCACCUAAAAUGCAGCGAUCUUUUAUACAUUAUUGAGAAAUGCGUAAAGUUUGGAGUUAGAGAUAAUAAUGAGGGGAUUGACGUGUGCUACGUCCUACUCUGUGAGAUUUUAUACAGAUUUUUACACGAAAAUAAUCGCAUAUUAAGGAUAAAGGAUAUUUCCAGACUUACAAAGGUACUUUUAAAAAUUAAGUUCAAUAAGGAAUCCCCUGAAUCUUCUACGGUUCCAGUAUGUAGCAUGAAUUUUGAAUAUAACAAGGAAGUUUCCGUUUGUGAGAACUGCAAACUGAGAUAUGGAGAUCUGUUGAACCUGAACGGCUCUGACCUGUCCAAUAUUUUGAUGGUAGUUUUGGGGAAAUCUCUUCUAUUACAAUCUAAAGAUAUGAGGAAAUUACAUGAAAACUCCGUUGUGCCAUAUUUGGUGCUUGUUGGAAACAGGAAUUCAGUUCUUUGUUCUCAUUUAGUUAGGCGAAUUUCAUCAGUGUAUUCCAAAGCUUUUCUAUUGAGUAAUUCAAUACAUAACAUUUCAAUACUACUUCAUACUAUUAAGAGAACCAAGACUAGAGCUUUUGCUCUCCUUAAGAUGAUAGUUAAUAGGCUCUCAACUAAGGGUGAAAUUGAGUCAUUAUUGGACAAAGAAUCAAACCUACAUGUUAAACUGAUUUCAAUAUCACAGAUUAUUCAAUUUUGUAUAAACUGCCACUACUCAUACUCCCAAUUUAACCUCAAACUCGACACACUAAUUUACUCGAUUUUAAAGUAUGUUUACAAUAUUUUCUCAGGGGAGAAUAUGGAAGAAAUAAUUAAAUUCCCCAACUUUGUAUCACAAUUAAAUUUACUCAGAAAAUCAAUAAAUUUGGAAAGGGUUCAUCUGAAAAAGUUGAUAGAAGGGAGUGAAAUAUCAUGUUUUUUGGACUCCCUGGAACACAUUAAGCCAACAUUUGCGCCUAACGAAUUCAAAACUAGUAAUAUCCACUCACAAGUCGACACCAUACUCAAAUCUUUUAACUAUGAAACUUUGUUGGAGCACUACGUCUGUCCUUAUAUCGUCGAUAUUUUCGUUCCAUCCAAGAAUGUUAUCAUAGAAGUCGACGGACCAUAUCACUAUUCAACUACCAUUAACCCGAGGAUAAAUAAGAUAUUAAAGAGAGAAGUGGAUAAUUAUCGCUUGGGAUAUACUCUUAAUAGUAAGCUUAAGAGUAGAAUCCUCACCAAAUCUGGCUUCAAAUUUAUAAAUAUACCCUUUUACCAGUGGCCGCAAACUACAAAUGAGCAAGUUUACUUCAUUUCCAACCUUAAAAUUUAA